Messenger RNA from Paraglomus occultum, 934 nucleotides. The record is from the annotation of a GenBank genome assembly. Lineage: Eukaryota; Fungi; Glomeromycota; Glomeromycetes; Paraglomerales; Paraglomeraceae.
AUGAACGUAGCGUUCUCGUCGCAAUUGCCACCCAAACACAUGCGAUUAUCCAGAAAUGCCUCCAGAUCGAUGGGGGUUUUUCCUGGUGGAUCUGUGCGCGUUAAUCUCACGGUUGAGGACGAGUUAUGCGUGCACUUGAUCUGUUUCCCAUCGAGCGAUAUCGACGAAAACAUUAUCAUAUUGCCUGAUUGGAUUGACAAGAAUUUUCACGUAAAAGGUGACCAGAUUACAAUGAAGGUCGUUGAUAAUUCAAAAGCUAGAGUUUGCCAUACUUUGCAAAUAAGAAAAGUAUUUGGCAACGUUUGGCUGCCGCCAACGCGGGUACUUCUUGAUGUUCGAAAGCGUGCUAUGCCAAGAUCGAAAGUUAUAAACGAUUGGGAAAAUGUGGUAACAAGGAAUUUGGGGAAAUAUUUUCUAUCACUGAACGCUGUUUUUGCAGUGCAUAUUUGUGGUGAACUUUGCAUAUUCAAAGUUGAACGUAUAGAAAUUGAUGGGCUACCGAUGACAAAAGAAGACACUGUCAGAAACAACGCACAAAAUACACAAAUAGAAAUACUUCCUGAACUAAGUUUUAUAAAGAAUGUUCCAAUGAUUGGAGGGCUCGGAAAAGAAAUAGAAGAACUACGUCGGCUGAUCGAUGAAUCUUUCUCUAACUUCGACAUCCAUAAUAAACUCAACAUACCAAUAACGCGAGCCGUAAUGAUUUCCGGCCCUCGAGGCGCAGGAAAAUCUCUUCUUAUUCACAGAAACGUAUGUCAGAAAAUUCAAGCACAGCUAUUCGAAAUAUCACUUGCAUCGGUUGUAUCAGUUGUCAGUCAAAUCCGUGAUCAGGCAGAGUUUUUAGAAAAUAACUUGAUUAGAUGGACUUUUACCAAGGCUAUUUUGUCAGCUCCAAGCGUUAUCGUGAUUGAAGGAUUCGACUUACUAGACAACG